UUGACAGAAAGCACGAGUUCAAAUGAAGUUUUAGCAUGUGCUGUUUUCACAAUUUGUUUUAAUAAUAUGAUUUGUCAAUUGUUUUAAUGUAUGAGCGUAGACAGCGUUUCAAAAUUCUCCUGCAGCAUUGUACAUGCUUAAACUUUUUUUAUAUGCAUACAUGAUGAUUAUUUUUUUACAAUAAGAGACUAAAUCAUCUGGAAAAAGAGGAGAACAGACAUUGUUGCUAUAAAUCUCAAUCACCUAUUUUUUUCAAGUUCAAGGGACUAAAGAUUUAAUUUGUUUUGGAUCUUUAUUGGAAUAUCAAAUCGUGUAUUAAUUACGAAAUAGCCAUGUCGUGGUGGUUUAAAGUAAAUGGAAGUGAAGCAGAGUCUAAUGGAGUCUUACCUAGGCGUCCUUUCGUCGAUCUACAAAAUCGUUGUCAAGAAGCACCUUGCUGCAGGCAGCCGAAACAGCAAAGCGUUUACUUACCUGAAAAGGAAAACGUGUGUUCUAUUCCACAGAAUGAAAUCAACAGAAGAAAUAAGAGAGAAUCAAUUGAAAAUUUUUUUACAGAUCCUAUACUCCUAAAAGAAAUUUAUUGUACCAUGAAGGUAGCAGAAAGUAAAAGCUGCCCAUUAUUUCGCAGAUCUGCUGAUAAAAUCAGCACUGAUAUGCGAUCGUGCUUCAUUGAUUGGCUCAUUUAUAAAGCAGAGUCUUUUGCUCUGGAUACUGCUACACUGCAUUUAGCAGUGCAUUAUGCAGAUAAAUAUUUCUACAAAGAAGAAGCUGGUGUGGAAGAUCUACCACUUAUUGGAUCGUGUGCGAUUUUACUUGCAUGCAAACAUGAAGAAGCUAGAGAUCGUUUACCUAAGGUAAACGAUCUAAUUAGGCAUGCUUCCAAUGCUUUCAGUAGAAGAGAAGUUUUUCAAAUGGAGCAAAAAAUGCUGAAAGCAUUAGAUUUUAAAAUGUCUUAUCCAACAGGAUAUCUAUUUUUACAAGUUUUUUGUAGUUUACUUAACAUUAAGGACGAGGAGGCUUUUUUAGCCCAGUAUUUAUGUGAAAUUGCUCUCAUUUUUGAAGAUGUAUGUUUUUAUACCGAGCCAAGUAAAAUUGCAGCUGCCUCACUGAUAUCAGCUAGGUAUCUUUUAGGUAUUCAGCCCUGGUUUGAUGAUAUUGUGGAUAUUUCUGGUUACAACAUAAUUGAGCUGAUAGUUACUUCAAGAUUAUUAUGUGCCAAGUUUGACAAAAUCAUGGUUACUGAAUUUAAGAGAGUGAUAGCUAAAUAUAGUUCUUCAAAAUAUAAAAAUAUUUCUGAAAAGAGCUAUCCAAAUACUAUACACAUUUAACUAUUCUGUGAUCUUCUUUGUUUUUUUUUCUACAGAUGAACAAAUAAACAUUAACUGGACUUUAAUAUUUUUUACUUAUGCAUUUAUAUCAUGAUUGAAUAUUUCAUGUUCCAUUUUAUAUUUUCGAUGAAUAUUUAGAGAUCUGUUUAUUCUAUGCUGUGAUCAGCUGUUAAGGAUAACCCUCUUCUCUUCAGACUUUUAUGCAAACAAACAUAAUGUUGUAUCAUUCCAACAACAUAACGAUAUCUGAUUUAAAGUGUGCCAAACCUAUAUAAGUGGAAUUGGGUCUGAAAGACUAUGCAAACUGUAAUUCUAUUUUAUUAUUUAAAAAGAUUUGUGCAAAAAAAAUACUCCACCAUACAAAUAAAUGUAAUAUUGUUGAAAAUGACAUUUAACAAAUUACAAUUUGUUGAAUUAUUCAUACCAAAUUUAUGAACCCUUAUAUUUUUCAUAAGAAUGUUUCUUAUUCCAGAACAUCAAUCUAUGGGUUGUUUUUUUUUAAUUGUAAGUUGUCUUAUACUUUUACUUAUUUUCUUUGUACAUACUGUUUGUUAUAACUAUUUAUAAUAAACAAAACAAUUAGUGAAGUGUGUCAGUUUUUGUGCUGCAGGGACCUGAUCAUAAAGA
Argiope bruennichi is the source of this 1955-nucleotide messenger RNA. RefSeq names its product G2/mitotic-specific cyclin-A-like. Lineage: Eukaryota; Metazoa; Arthropoda; Arachnida; Araneae; Araneidae. The coding region runs from base 333 to 1328 and encodes 331 amino acids. The record is from RefSeq and is a predicted model, not a curated record. The transcript has a single exon. Gene Ontology annotation, molecular function: cyclin-dependent protein serine/threonine kinase regulator activity. Gene Ontology annotation, biological process: mitotic cell cycle phase transition; regulation of cyclin-dependent protein serine/threonine kinase activity. Gene Ontology annotation, cellular component: cytoplasm; cyclin-dependent protein kinase holoenzyme complex; nucleus.